UUCCUGGUGUUGCGGGGCACCCGGCCCCGGGAGUGUGCUCGGCCGGAAGUGGCCGCUGAGGACCUGGGGUGGGUAUGGUGUGCGGAGCCUGCCACAGCAGGUAACAAGUCGUAGAGAAUCGGGAUGGAGGCCGUAGCGACUGCGACUGCGACGGCGGCGACGGAACCCGGUGAAGGCUGCACAGAGCCCAGUCCUGGGCACUGGGGGGAGCUGAGCUGGACGCCGGUCCCAUCCAGACCCCAGGACAAGGCAGAAGCAGCAGAAGGAGCGCAAAGGGCCCUAGACACUGACCUCUCAGAGGUCGAGGACGCGGCAGUGAGUGCUAUGCUGCACGCCGUGGCGGCCAGCCGCCUGCCCGUGUGCAGCCAGCAGCAGGGCGAGCCCGACCUGACCGAGCAGGAGAAGGUGGCCAUCUUGGGCCAGCUGUACCAUGAGAAGCCACUGGUGUUCCUGGAGCGCUUCCGCACGGGCCUCCGGGAGGAGCACCUGGCCUGCUUUGGCCACUUGCGUGGUGACCACCGUGCGGACUUCUACUGUGCCGAAGUGGCCCGGCAAGGCAGCACCCGACCCCGCACCUUGCGCACCCGCCUGCGUAACCGCCGCUACGCUGCCCUGCGUGAGCUCAUCCAAGAGGGCGAGUACUUCAGCGACGAGCAGAUGCGGUUUCGGGCCCCGCUGCUGUAUGAGCAGUACAUCGGGCAGUACCUGACCCUAGAGGAGCUCAGCGCCCGCACCCCGGCCCAGCGGCCACCCAAGCCCGGCCCCCCUGGCACUCCCGCCUGCCCGCUGUCUGACCUGCUGCUCCAGUCCUACCAGGAGCGGGAGCUGCAGCAGCGGCUGCUCCAGCAGCAGGAGGAGGAGGAGGCCUGCUUGGAGGAGGAGGAGGAGGAGGAGGACAGCGACGAGGAAGACCAGAGGCCUGACAAAGACUUGGAGGCCUGGGUCCCCGACUCGGAAGAGAGGCUGAUCCUGCGGGAAGAGUUCACCAGCCGGAUGCACCAGCACUUCCUGGACGGCAAGGAUGGGGACUUUGACUACAGCACCGUGGACGACAACCCUGACUUCGACAACCUGGACAUCGUGGCCCGGGAUGAAGAGGAGCGGUACUUCGACGAGGAGGAGCCCGAGGACGCACCCAGCCCAGAGCUGGACGGGGACUGAUGGCUACGGCGCCCACCCCGUCCCCCGCCCCAGCGAGGCUGCUGGUUACAGGCCAGGCCGGCUCAGUGACUUUCUCUAGGCGACAGCAGGGUGGCUGCCCUAUACCACCAAGCCUCGCUAGGUCUGGUCCCGUCUCCACGGCCCCCUCCCCCUUGCUCUCCAUUUCCUUCUCCCCCUGAACCCUGGUGCCUCUCUCCCUCCUCUCUCCUCUCAGUCUUUUUCUCACCACCUUUCUGUCUCCCGCUUUCUGUGUCUCUCGCUCUUUCUCCACCUCCCUCUUUUUCCUUUCUGUCUUUCUCUUUCUCCCCCUCUCUCUGUGCCUCGGCCUCUGUCCCCACAGCAGGGCCCAGGAUGAACAUCCUCCCCUUGACCUAGGCCGGUGGGGCCCUUUGUCGCUGGAGCUGGCCAGGUUGACCCCGGAGCGGAGCUCCGCCUCUCCCUCCCCAGCCCCGCCUCUGCCCUCCUGCCCCUCUGUGCUUGAGGCUCCGUCUCACACGCACCUCCUUGCCUCUGUUGCGUUCCAUCUCCUUCGGCCUCCCUCCAUCUUUCGCAGCCUCUGUGCUGGCUCUGUCCCUCUCUGUCUCUCAGCCUUUAUCUCUGGGUUUCAGUACCCCCCGCAAGGCCCUGAGCAUCCCCCAUCCUGGCUGCUGUGGGCCACAGAGCCUGACUGCGGAGUGAUCGGGCCUCACUGUGGGCAGUGGGGAGACCUUGGGGGUGGCCACCGGCUCUCACCUCUCCCUCAGGACCCAGGUUUGGGAGAGGUGUGCAGGGGCAGCGUGGGAUCGUGGGCCUGCCAGGUCGGGUAUAGAGGGAGAGGAGGGACUUUCCCCUCCCAGCCCCACCAGCCCCCCUCUGCCCAGCCACAAUUUUCCCUCCUUCACUUCCUCCACCUCCCUCUCCCUCUCCUGUUUACACUUCCAAAAUAUGCACAGGCUGUUAUCAUGGGUCCUGAGUCAUCACACACACACACACACACACACACACAGCCGGCCCCAGCAUCCCUGCCCCAAGCCGGCCCCACUGAGCCCCCUGCCGCCCUGGGCUAAUGGGAGCCAGAUGGCCGCCUGGUGACUCAGCCACUGGCCUGUGGGAACCCAGGCAUCCCGCCUUCCCAUGCCCCCAUACCCAGCUCAGGCUCCCCCAGUAGACAUACGCAGGGAAGGGGCCAGCUGCUAGCGGGGGAGGACACAGGCCAUGUGUUGGAGAGGUGGGGCCCGGGGACCCCUCACUCCUGUGAGCCAGGCCUGAAGGACCCUCAAAACUGCCUUCUCCAGCAUGGGGCCCAGAGUGCCGGGGAGACCCCACGGACUCCUGGGGCCACAGCUUUUGACCCCCAGGCCUCGCCUCUGCCCUCUGGCUCAACUGGAAUUAGAGCCAGACACAGAAAGUGAGAGCUAGACAGAGGCCAAGGGAUGUUCAGACAGACUAUUAAAUAAGGAAACUUCCGGUUACUGAGCAGUUCUGUCCUGUGCCAGGCCCCAGCAAGGUGCCCAAUGCCGCACUGAAUCCUCCACACAGCCCCGCGAACGAGGGGCUCAGCUCCGUUCUGCAUGUGGGUCACAGGAGGCCCAGAAAGGAGAUGUCACGUACUCAAGGCCACGUGGCCAUCAGAGAUGGAAACUCGGGUGUAGAAUCGUAAGUCCUGGAGACCACCUCCUGGCCUGCCUGUCCGCUCUCAAGGCCACACAGAGUAGACAGACGCACAGACUUCUUCAGGGGUAACGACUGAAGGAGAGUUAGCUGUUGAGGAUAACAGCAGCUAACAGCAGCUAACACCUUUGGGGCCCACCUGGCGUGCUAGGCACUGUCCUUCCUAUGCACAGAUGGAUGGCAUCAUGUAGUGUUUAGUACCUGAGUCACUGAACCAUCACAGAGGUCCCAUGCAGUAUAAACUGUCAGUACUGAUAGGGUGUGUCCCAGAGGAGGCCCAAGGCGAUCCAGCCAGCUAGACUCACAGUUGGGAGCGACGUUUGUCUCGGGUGCUUGUAUUGCUGCCCUCAAGUUGUGAGCGGUCUUUCAUAAUACAGGCAUCAGCCCUGGGUGAUGGGCACAUUUUUCAGCAGUCUGUCAUUUGAUCAUUAAAGUUGUGAUACACUG
This is a messenger RNA of Globicephala melas (long-finned pilot whale), 3258 nucleotides long. It is a transcript of the gene CCDC97, whose product is annotated as coiled-coil domain containing 97. Lineage: Eukaryota; Metazoa; Chordata; Mammalia; Artiodactyla; Delphinidae. The record is from RefSeq and is a predicted model, not a curated record.